Molecule: messenger RNA, 1103 nt
Organism: Haemorhous mexicanus (house finch)
Lineage: Eukaryota; Metazoa; Chordata; Aves; Passeriformes; Fringillidae
Gene: LIX1L
Product: limb and CNS expressed 1 like
Exons: 6
Coding region: 16-1029 (337 amino acids)
Biological process (GO): autophagosome maturation
Cellular component (GO): cytoplasm
Source: RefSeq, a predicted model, not a curated record
GGAGGGAGCGGGGCUAUGGAGGCGGUGCGGGCGCAGCGGCUGCAGCCCGGGGUGGGCACCGGGCCCCGCGGGGCUCGGCCCGGCCUCACCGGAGCCCCCGCGGGGCUGGGACCGACACCGGCAGCGGGGUCGGGGUUGGGGCCGGGGCUGGGGCUGCCGCCGCCGCCGCCGCCGCUGGGUCUGCAGGGCCCCCCCGCGCCCCCCGGGCCGGGGGCCGGGGCCGUGCCCGGGCCGCCCGCGGUGCUGCGGGAGGCGGUGGAGGCCGUGGUGCGGAGCUUCGCCAAGCACACGCAGGGCUACGGCCGCGUGAACGUGGUGGAGGCGCUGCAGGAGUUCUGGCAGAUGAAGCAAUCCCGCGGGGCCGAGCUGCGCAACGGCGCCCUGGUUCUCUACGAGAUGGUGCCGGCUGCCAGCCCUCCCUACGUCUGCUAUGUCACCCUGCCCGGGGGCAGCUGCUUCGGCAGCUUCCAGUUCUGUCCCACCAAGGCCGAGGCGCGCCGGAGCGCGGCCAAGAUCGCGCUGAUGAACUCCGUGUUCAACGAGCACCCCUCCCGCCGCAUCACCGACGACUUCAUCGAGAAGAGCGUCUCGGAGGCCCUGGCGUCCUUCAACGGCAACCGAGAAGAGGCAGAUAAUCCCAACACUGGCAUCGGGGCCUUCCGCUUCAUGCUGGAGUCCAACAAGGGAAAAUCCAUGCUGGAAUUCCAGGAGCUGAUGACAGUUUUCCAGCUGCUGCACUGGAAUGGGAGCCUGAAGGCCAUGAGGGAACGUCAGUGCUCGCGCCAGGAAGUCCUGGCUCACUACUCCCACCGUGCUCUGGACGAUGACAUCCGAAACCAGAUGGCCCUGGACUGGGUGAACCGGGAGCAGAACAUUCCAGGAGCCCUUUCCCGGGAGCUGGCGGCCACCGAGCGCGAGCUGGACGAGGCGCGGCUGGCCGGGAAGGAGCUGAGGUUCCACAAGGAGAAGAAGGACAUCCUGCUGCUGGCAGCUGGCCAGCUGGGCUCGGCACACUCCUCUGGCUGCUGAACCCCAAAAUCCCAGCCUUGGUGAUCCCAAAACCCUUUCCCCAAAUCCCAGCCCGUUUGCACAUUUAGAAGAAA